This is a messenger RNA of Botrytis cinerea B05.10, 1641 nucleotides long. RefSeq lists its product as hypothetical. The coding region runs from base 81 to 1238 and encodes 385 amino acids. Gene Ontology annotation, molecular function: hydrolase activity, acting on ester bonds. The transcript is spliced from 2 exons. NCBI's taxonomy places the organism in Eukaryota, Fungi, Ascomycota, Leotiomycetes, Helotiales, Sclerotiniaceae. The record is from RefSeq and is a predicted model, not a curated record.
GGUAUAAACCAUAAAAACAACUAGAGACUGUUGUCUCAUACCCCCGCCUCUUCUCACAUCGGACCUAACUAUCAGUUAGAAUGGCGGAAAAUACCGAAUUUCCUUGGCAUAUUGGUGUUUAUGAUGCACAUUGCCAUCCAACAGAUACCAUGGAAUCCAUCGAUUCGAUACCUUCAAUGAAUGCAAGGGUUCUAACAGUAAUGGCGACCAGAGCGCAAGACCAAGAGCUUGUUGCUCAAGUUGCUGAUAAAUAUGGGUUGAAAAAGCUCCAAGCAAAGGACCAUCCAAAUACGGAAUGCAUGAUUCCUUGUUUCGGGUGGCAUCCUUGGUUCUCGUAUCAAAUAUUCGAUGAUACCAAAGAAUCACUUGAUUUCUCUCUGUUCAAUACUGAAGCUUUCAAAAUUGAGCAUUAUGGAAAAGUUCUGACGCCCAGUCCUGACGACAAACAGUUUCUGCUGUCAUUACCAUCUCCUCGCCCCCUUACGCAAUUUCUGCGUCAAACUAAAGAGUAUCUUUUAAAGUACCCGCUGGCACUGGUGGGAGAAAUCGGACUAGAUAAACAAUUUCGUUUACCAGGUGAAUGGCCCGGAGAUGUUGAGAACUCUAGAGAUGGAGGCCCCACACCCGGAGGAAGAGAAGGGCGACGUCUUACGCCGUAUCGAGUUCAAAUGAGCCAUCAAAAAGUUAUACUCAAGGCUCAAUUGAAGCUUGCAGGCGAAAUGCAGAGAUCAGUAUCUGUUCAUGGAGUGCAAGCGCACGGUGUUCUAUUUGAUACCUUACAAGAGACUUGGAAGGGUCAUGAACGGCAAGUUAUCAGCAAACGAGAGAAGAAAAGAAUUGCUGGAGUACCGCCUGCCUUAGAUGAUACAGAUGAAGAAGAAGAUGAAUCAGAAAACAAGAUCGAAAAACCAUUUCCUCCGCGUGUCUGUCUCCAUUCAUAUUCUGGCCCGCCGGACACUCUAAAGCAAUAUUUCCACGCUUCAGUCCCAGCUGAGAUAUACUUUUCAUUCUCAGCAGCCAUAAAUAUGUCCUCGCCCGCUAGUGCUAAAGCAAUUGAAGUCAUUAAAGCUGUCCCUGAUGAUCGUGUUCUUGUUGAGAGUGAUCUCCAUAUUGCUGGCGAAACAAUGGAUAAUUUGUUAGAGGAUAUGUGUCGGAAAAUCUGCGAGAUCAAAGGCUGGGACCUCGAAGAUGGUGUGACUAGAUUGGCGGAGAAUUGGAAACGUUUUGUGUCUGUUUGAAGAUUUUUAGAUUACCGACACAUUUUCUGCAAUCACAAUAAUACGAUAUAAUAUUAGCAGAAAAAUGGUUUCUAAAUUUCAGGUUGGGAACCUGUCUAACAUGGUGGACAGCAUACAUCUUGAUGCCAAGUUGAGAGAAAACACCCUUUUACUCAUCAUAAAUCUAAGAUUUUAUAUAUUCUACUCUUUGUUACUGAUUUCUCAUUCUCUCUUUGAUACUAUCAGCCAAAAGACUAAAUAUAUAGCCAGGACCCCCCCAACAUCCCCGAGGAUCCUCAAAGUGGGAAAAGGCAUCCCCUCGAUGCGAUCACAUAUUGACAUUAUAUGAAUUCAACUUAACGUGAGUCGGAUCUACACUCUGUAUGAUAGCGCAAAUGGUCGAGGAAAAUAAACUUUUAAACUA